This is a messenger RNA of Dunckerocampus dactyliophorus (ringed pipefish), 3935 nucleotides long. It is a transcript of the gene casp10, whose product is annotated as caspase 10, apoptosis-related cysteine peptidase. Lineage: Eukaryota; Metazoa; Chordata; Actinopteri; Syngnathiformes; Syngnathidae. The record is from RefSeq and is a predicted model, not a curated record. Gene Ontology annotation, molecular function: cysteine-type endopeptidase activity; protein binding. Gene Ontology annotation, biological process: proteolysis; negative regulation of extrinsic apoptotic signaling pathway via death domain receptors. Bases 101 to 1954 code for a protein of 617 amino acids. The transcript has 13 exons.
UGUUAAUCAUAUCAUAUUUGGAUGGAUCCACCCACCCCUAGUGGAUAUUCCAAAAAAACGAGAAUAUGUACAGUAGUCGGUAGUUGCAACAUGUUGUUACAUGUCCAGGUUACACUCCAUAAUUGCUUACGUCACGCAUGCACGCGACAGCCUUUGCUUUCGCUUUCAGCUUCCGCAUCCAAAAAGUCUUUCCGAGAAAUCCUUCGCAAAAGAGAAGUCAGUCUUGUCUAGGCGGUGCAGGAAGUUUUCAGGUUCUCAUGAGGACGACGGACGUGUUGUUGUGUCGGAGGUGCUAAAAGUCCAGGUCAUGGAUUUCCAGAAGCUGCUUCUCCAGGCAGAAAAAGGCCUGAAGAAGGAGGAUGUACAAGCGCUGGCGUUUCUUUGCACUGAUCUGCUCCCGCGCCAUGCAGCCUCAGUGGAGGAGGCCAAAGAACUCUUCACCCACCUGGAGCUCAAAGGCUACCUGUCAGCUGAGAAACCCCACCUGCUCACUGAGCUCCUCAUCAUCAUCCAACAACGCAGUCUUAUCCGCGACUUGAACCUCCAAACAUCUCUGACCACCAACCUCAUCUCUCCUUUCAGGAAGAUGUUAUACGACGUUUCAAUGGAGAUUAAUGCCAGGGAUUUGGGAGAGAUGAAAUUCUUGCUGCACGGAAGUCUUCCACGCAAGAAUCUGAAUGAAAUGUCAACACUGGAGAUCUUCUUGGAAAUGGAGAAGAUGGACAAACUCAGCGCAAACGACUUGAAGGAACUGGAAAACAUCAUUAAGGAUGUCUGCCCAAUGUUGAAAGAAACAAUCGAAAAGUAUAAAGAAUCUCAAGUAAAUUUCUGCUGCCCUGUAUCUGAGGAGGUGGUUCGACCACGAGACCAGCCAUGUCCCUUUGAACAAAACCAGGUCUGUUCAUCUUGGGAGUCUUGGACUACUGCCUCGUGUGAGUUGGCAGGAGCACCGCCGUUGGCUGAGUCGUCCGUGAAUUCCAACAACACUUCAUUAGACCAUGCAAGUGGUGGAGGCGACCAUGAGGACCUGCCACAUAGACUGAGAGCGCUGACGACUCAAGGAAGUAGCUGCAGCGACUCAAAAUCAAGUAGUGAAGUUCUGCUCACAAACGAGACCACCUCUCUAAAGACUAAUGACCCACAAGCUCCACUCAACACAAAUGAUGAGGGUUUGACAACGUAUCCCAUGGCCGCACAACAGCGUGGAAUCUGCCUCAUCAUUAACAACUACGACUUCACCAAUGCCACAAAGUACCUCAAGCAGCGGGAUGGUACCAACGUUGAUGAAUCUUGUUUGGAGAAGGUGUUCCAGUGGCUCGGCUUUGAGGUUCUGAUAGAGCGUGACUGCAGCAGGGACAAGAUGCUCUUUCUCAUGCGGGACCUGAGCAGCAUAGAUCACAGUCAGAUGGACUGCCUGGUGUGCUGCAUCCUCAGCCACGGCCUGGAGGGCGGCGUGUACGGCAUAGAUGGAAGUACCGUCACGCUCGAGGAGCUGACACAGCCCUUUAACGGGUCUCGGUGCCGCUCCUUGGCAGGAAAGCCCAAAAUGUUUUUCAUCCAGGCGUGCCAGGGCACCAAGGAACAGACGCCUGUUUGUUUGCAGAGUGACGGCCCUGCAAAAAGUAGCGUAACCCAUGAUGCUGCUAAGGUGAAACAAUCCAUCCCGUCUGAUGCAGACUUCCUGCGGGCACUAGCCUCUGUGCCGCUUUAUGUUUCUUUCAGACAUAAGAAACAUGGCACUUGGUUUAUUCAGUCUUUGUGCCAAAACCUGAUCAAGAUGGUGCCCAGAAAAUGUGACCUCGUGACUAUCCUGACCAAAGUGAAUGCCGACGUCAGCCAGAAAACGGACGAGACAGGUGUCAAGAAGCAGAUGCCUCAACCAGCCUUCUCGCUCACAAAGAAAAUCAUCUUUCCAGUUCCCCAACACGAUCCUCCUGAGCUGCAAAAUGUUUGACCUCCAUGUCCACGUAUGAAAAAACACCUCAGGGACGUUUGCUGCUGAUUUACAUUCACCACCUCGCUCAAAUGUUAUAUUGUCAUGCUGGAUGCUGUCAAAUAUUUUUUGUAAUGUUACCCAUUAUAUAGUAUAACUGAAUACUCCAGUUGUUUUGAUAAUAUCCGUUCAUUGGGCCUCAUUCACGAACAUCUUCUUAAAAGUCUUCUUAAAAACUGUACUUAAGAAGGCGCGGGUUGGAAACUGCGGCACAUUCACGACACGUUCUUAAGUAGGGAUAAUCGUUCGCACCGGUGUUCUUAGGUUGAUGAAUGCCAACGGGGAUACACGUGCAUGUGAGGCCUAAUUUGCAUAGGUCACCGCCUAUUAUUUCCUAUAUCAGGUAAAAACAUGCGCAACAGGCAGCUAGAAGCCAAGAUGCCAAAGCGCAAGGGCAAGACUGAGAAGCAGCUGGACAACAAACAAAAGGAAAACUUCAAUUGUACUGAAAUAGAGGUGUUUUUACAAGGAGUGACCGAACACAAGACCACCUUAUUUUCACGUGUAUCCACCGGUCAUCAGGCCAUCCAAAAAGAGUCGGCAUGGAGCAUCAUUGCAGGCGACAUAAAUGCCGUUUCCACGGAGAAACGCACCACCGCAGAGGUUAAAAAGAAGUGGUUUGACUUAAAAUCACAGUAAAAAAAAAAAAGAUUGCACUGCACUGGAGGAAACGGGAGGUGGGCCAUCAAUCAGAAACCAAACCAUUUUGGAAACUCUACAAAAUAUUUACACAAUCAAGAUGGAAAAAUAAAGUCAAAAUACAUAGGUUGUGUGUGACAAUUUAUUUUUUCGGUGGUUACAUUUGAUUGAUUAGACGUUGCCUAAUUAAUACAGCAGCCCCGUGCUCUGGCUCAAGACGUGGCUGGGGGCGCAUGUCGUUAUCUGGGGGUGCUCGUGCGCAACAGGCACACCACGUUUCAUUGCGAUGUUAUGCAAGACGCAGCAGGCCAUGAUGAUCCUGCACACCUGCAACAAUAGAAAAUCAAUUAUUUAUCCAGUUGACCAAAUAAAACAUAUUUGCAAUGGAGAAUUCCUGGAUUAGUGAGAACCUUCACAAAGAAUCAGAAUGUUUGUCUCUUAUUUUUUUGCCAUUCCAAAGCAUAAAUAAACUAAAACCUUAUAUUAAAUACUACAAAACCUACUGUACCUUUUCUGGUUUGUAGAGCAGUCUUCCACCUGCAGUGUCCAAACACAUCCAGCGUCCCUUGAGUAUACCGAUGGUGCGCUCCACGCAGAAGCGUGUAGGAGAGACUGGGGACAGUUGCAACAAGCCUUAUUUGUCUAAUCAGUAACAUGCUAGAGUGAUGACACUCAUACUGCACAUGCUCAGUUAGGCCCUCUACUCGCCAAGAAGAAAGCGGCCAGAUUGCGCAUCUGGUCCAGCUUCUAUCAAGACAAAGUUGUUUUGGAGGUAUGAAAGUAGCUGUUUUCACGAGCUGUAUUUUUGUCAUACUAUCCUAAUAUUUUGUAUGAAUUACUCCAAACCUACCUGGUUUGAAUCACUGUUUUGUUGACUAUUCAGCAACAUUGCUUACAUUUGUCAAUGUCACUGUGACUAGUUAGCACAUGGUGUAAACAAAAUAAUCACAAAUCUGAACAGAGGAAGGCAUAAAAAAGAAUACAAGAACAUCAAACCACAAAGAACAGUGUAAAGAAAACCAAAAAAAGAAGAGAGAAGAAUCAGACUGAAGAGGAAGAAGAUGUCUGUUUUUUUUCUGUGAGCUAGAAUUGUUCAGAAGCUGCUGGAAUAGUUCACAAGACAGCAGAUUUGUUGGGGAAGAGGCGAGUGUCGCAGUUUUAUUUUUUAAGCAUCUGUGUGCCUUUAACAAAACUUAAAAAUCUAACUUUAUAAUCACUGGAGUUUUAAAACAAUGUGAAUUUUGUUCACUAAAACUGUUCACUGUUUGUUCACAUGUUUAAUAAAUGUUUUUUGCACUCCAAA